Messenger RNA from Pelodiscus sinensis (Chinese soft-shelled turtle), 1383 nucleotides. The record is from RefSeq and is a predicted model, not a curated record. Lineage: Eukaryota; Metazoa; Chordata; Testudines; Trionychidae.
AUAGACUUGCUCUCUGAGGGAUAAUUUUGGGGGUCACUUCUGCCCCCUUUGUGCCUGCAGCUAAGACUAUGGAAUUUUUUAGGAAAGAAAACGAAGAGCCUUCACCAGAGUUUGUUCUUAGCAAGGACGAUAUCACAGGUGAUGAUGAUGGUCUCAUGAAGGUGAAAAUGUCUUGUGGACAUGCGACAGAUCCUGGGGUCUUAUCAGGCUGGUGCCGAAGUCUAUUAGACCAGGGUCACUUGAAGUUUCAUUGCCCUGCUAAUGUUGAUGGGAACAAAUGUGGAGAGGAAUGGUCCUACCAGGAAGUCCGUCGGAACGCGUCACUCAGUGAAACAGAGCAACGGAAUUUUGAAGAGAAGCUUGCGAUGUUUGCAGCUAAAUUUUACCACAACUUCAAAGAGUGUCCCAACUGCAAAAGCUUUGUGGAACGCCGAGAUUUGAAAAACCUGAGAGUGGUUUGUAUCCUCUGCCAUUCGCUGAAGGGGGAAACCUUUGAGUUCUGCUGGCAGUGCCUGAAGCCCUGGAAAGGCACAGGGGCCCCCUCCGAGAGGUGUGACAAUGAAGGCUGCAAGAACCAGUCGCUGGAAGUCUUAGCAAACUGCAAACUGAAGGAUCUUCCCGGAAGUGAAAUAAAAAGCUGCCCCUCCAUCCGGGCGUGUCCCACCUGUGGGCGACUCAUUGAGCACAUGGAAAAGUGCAAAUAUGUUAACUGUCCACAGUGUCAUGUCGAAUUUUGUUUUGCUUGCCUGGAAACUGCUCGCAACUGCCAAGCCAGCAAAAGUGGGGCCUGGUUUAAAUUCUGUGCAAAAUCACUAGCUCCCAGACAAGCAGAAAUUCCAGUUUGGUCUCAGAAAUGACCAAAAGUAUUUCAGCCACACAGGCAGGGGAGACCAUGAAUUGACUUAUAAUCAGUAAAUUUACCAUCCAUUAGAAUACUCUCCAACACAAUGAAUUUAGAGCUUCUAGGGGCCUAUGGAUCAUUUUGUUUAUAGCCAUUAUUAGGUUGUGUCUAACUCUCACAGUGUAAUGAUCUGUACUAUCCAUCCAGUUUGCUUAGCUUGUGGUUCAGCAAAGGAUUUAAACGCAUGCUUAACUUCAGAAAUGUAUUUAGGUCUCAUUGACUUCAUAGACAGGGUUGCCAGAUGGUUUCAAGAAAAAUACUGGCCACACUUGACAUUGUAUCACAAUCUACAUUACAUCUGAUUGAGAAAAUACUGAACAGUUCUAUUUACUCAAUUAUAGUGUCUCAAUUUUUUUCCCCGAACAGAAAGCUCAAAUACUGGACUAUUUGGUUAAAAACUGGACACUUGGCAACCCUAUCAUAGAAAAGGACUGAAGCACAUGCUUAUAUAUUUCGCUGAAUCGGGGCCUUAAUUUUUAAAA